UGUUCUAGAGAGAGAAAGUUGUGUUUUUUCUAGAGAGAGAAAGUAAGAAAAAAACUCAAAGCACAAAAGCACAAACUCAUUUGUGAAUCAAAUAUUUAUACCCACCAAGAAUUUUAUACCCAUCUUUUUUUUUUUUCCUUUUUUUGUUUUAUCUCACCCACUUUUUUGCUUUUCUUUAAUAUAUAUAAUCAGAGAAUGACAGAGUCAAAUACUAUAUACUAUAUUCUUCAUUACAUAUUUCCAUGUGGGUGUUGCAAUUUUCAAGAAAAGAAUAGAUUUUUGAUGGGUAGAAAUAGAAUUAGAAAGAGAAAAAGAAAGCUAAUUGGGUGUUUUUGUUUGUGUGUUCAUAAUUUCAUAGUACUACUAUACUAUUACUACUACUAUAUGAAUUUCAAGAAAAUGUUAUUUAUUACUAUUAGGCAAAUCUCACCACACAUCUUAAUCACCAGUACUUUGCAGUGUGAUGGACUUUUUUUUUUUUUUUUUUACUUUUGAGGGGGUAAGAGAGAGAAUAGAUAAUGGGGUUUUUCAGUUGUAUAUACUUUGUGGGUGUGUUUAAUUUUGUCUUUUCGUCAAUACCAAAAGUAAGCAACCCCCAAAAUUUUUCCUCUUUCCUCUUUCUAUAUCUCACUCUCAUUAACCCUAAUUUAGAGAGAGAAGUAAGCUAAAAAGGGGUGAUUUUGAUGAAUAAAAAUGGUGGCUGCUGAUGUUUUUCUAGUUUGGUUUUUGAUUAUUUGAAGUUCAAUUUGUUUGGGGUGAAGUUAAAGAUUUGAGCUUGGUGGUGCAAAAUGGAGUCUGCUGCUGCUGCUGUUCCUAUGGCUGUUGCUACUGCUAGUGAUGGUGUUGGGGCUUCUGAUGAUGUAGAGAAAAAGAAGCCACCUGAAGGAGGGGAGCCUAAGGUUAAGAGGAAAAUGAAGACUGCUUCUCAGUUGGAGAUUCUUGAAAAGACUUAUGCUACUGAUACUUAUCCUUCAGAAGCGUUGAGAGCAGAGUUGUCAGUAAAAUUAGGCCUCUCUGAUAGGCAACUGCAAAUGUGGUUCUGCCAUCGGAGGCUCAAGGAUAGAAAAGCUACGCCAGUGAAGCGGCAGAAGAAAGAAGAAGCUUCACCUGCUGCAGUGGUUUCUUCUGGUGGACAAGUGGAUGAGAUGGCAGCAGUGAGUGGUGAAAUUGGGAAGGAGCAUGCUUCUGGUUCUGGUUCGAGAGUAAUUCCCCUUGGUGGUGGUCUCAUGGACUUGCAGGUUCAACAACAGCACCACCAGCGUGUUGUUCAUCGGCCUGGAACUGCAGUUCCUAGGUUUAGAGCUGAAAUGCCAGCUUUGAAGAGAUAUUAUGAGCCACCUCAAGCCAUAUCCGAGCUUCGGGCAAUCGCAUUUGUGGAAGCGCAUUUGGGGGAGCCACUAAGGGAAGAUGGACCUAUUCUCGGAAUGGAGUUUGAUCCCUUGCCACCCGGUGCAUUUGGUGCACCCAUUGUGGCAGACACGCAGCACAAGCCAGCUGGACGACCUUUUGAAGCUCAAAUCUAUGAGAGACAAGAUGUUAAUUCAAUAAAGGGUACUACAAGGACUUUGCGUGAAUACCAGUUUCUUCCAGAACAACCAUCAAAUAGAAGCAACAGCUAUGAACAAUCCAUACCAUCUCAUUAUUACAGUUCAACUGAAGUUCAGAGUACCAGAACCAUGUUAUCAACUGGGAGGCAUGGGAGUGAGCAAGUGGCCUCUGGAUAUAGUAUUCCUGGUCAGAUACCAACUUUAAAUCUUCUGCCUCCAGGGAGGCAAGGUCACAUAUCUCCAGCUUCUGCUGAGGCUGAGGCUGCUCCACAGAGAUCUCUUGUGAACAUAGAAGUGGAGGCUAAUUAUAGUGGUCAGCCAAUGAUGAAGUUGGAGAGUCCAUUUAUGUCUUCUGAUAAAAGAAUCAUCCAUGACGAGGAACGGCUGGAGAGAAAGCGAAAGAGUGAAGAGGCAAGAAUUGCAAGGGAAGUGGAUGCCCAUGAGAAGAGGAUCCGGAAAGAGCUUGAGAAGCAAGACAUGUUACGAAGAAAGAGAGAAGAGCAAAUGAGGAAAGAUAUGGAGAGACAGGACAGGGAAAGGCGGAAAGAGGAAGAAAGACUGGUCCGUGAAAAGCAGCGUGAGGAAGAGAGGUAUCAGCGUGAGCAAAGGCGUGAGAUGGAACGAAGAGAGAAGUUCUUGCAAAAAGAGUAUAUGAAAGCAGAAAGAAUGAGGCUUAAAGAAGAAAUGCGCCGAGAAAAGGAGGUUGCAAGGCUUAAAGCGGCUAACGUAAGGGCUACCGCCCGAAGAAUAGCAAAAGAAUCAACAGAAUUAAUUGAUGAUGAGCGUCUGGAAUUGAUGGAGCUAGCAGCCUCAAAGAAGGGUUUGCCCUCAACAUUGUCACUAGACACUGAAACUCUACAAAAUCUAGAAGCAUUUAGAGAUAUGCUCAAUGAAUUUCCACCAAAGAGUGUUUGCUUGAGAAGGCCAUUCGGAGUUGAGCCAUGGAUAUGUUCCGAGGAGGACGUGGGUAAUCUUUUAAUGGUUUGGAGAUUCUUAAUUACUUUUACUGAUGUUCUCCAUCUCUGGCCAUUCACUCUGGAUGAGUUUGUACAAGCAUUUCACGAUUAUGAACCAAGGCUGCUCGCAGAGAUGCAUAUUGCUCUUCUCAAAUUGAUAAUAAAAGAUAUUGAAGAUGUUGCUAGAACACCUGCCGGUGCAGCGGCUGCAAACCCAAACAGCGGAGCAAAUCCUGGAGGCGGACACCCUGAUAUUGUUGAAGGGGCGUAUGCAUGGGGUUUUGACAUAAGAAGUUGGCAGAGCCACUUGAAUUCCCUGACGUGGCCAGAAAUACUGCGGCAAUUUGCACUCUCCGCUGGUUUUGGGCCUCAGUUAAAGAAAUCAAGUGUUGAACCAGCUUAUCCACGUGAUGAAAAUGAGUGUAAAAAUGGGGCAGAUAUCAUUUCCAACUUACGGAGUGGAGUUGCAGCUCAGAAAGCAGUUGUCAAAAUGCAAGAGAGAGGUUUCUCUAAUCUGCGGAAAUCUAGGCAUCGAUUGACACCUGGAACAGUCAAAUUUGCAGCAUUUCACGUUCUUUCACUUGAGGGAAGUCAGGGCCUUAAUAUCCUCGAAGUUGCUGAAAAGAUUCAGAAAUCUGGUCUUCGGGAUCUGACAACCAGCAAGACACCUGAAGCAUCUAUUUCUGCUGCAUUAUCGAGGGAUACAAAGCUUUUUGAAAGAACGGCUCCUUCAACAUAUUGUGUACGUGAUCCUUACAGAAAAGAUCCUGUUGAUGCUGAUGCCAUUCUUUCUGCAGCCAGGGAAAAAAUUCGAUUGUUUAAAAAUGAGUACGUGAAUGGAGAAGAAGCAGAGGAUGUUGAGAAAGAGGUUGAUAGGGAUGAUGAGUCUGAAAGUGAUGCUGCUGACGAUCCUGAAGUUGAUGAUUUAGUCUCCGAGUUAAAAUUUGCGGAGACUCCUGAAUCCCAUAAAACCGGCAGAACUGAUGGAAAGAAUUCUAGUUUUGACUUGACACGGACGCCUGAAGAUCUUAGUAUGCAGAACUCAACAGGAAUAAUGCAUUCACAAAGCUUCAGGGAGUCUAAACCCGUAGGAACUUCUGGUGACCAAUCAACUGCAGGUGAUGUUGAUGCAAGUAAUCUCAAUCAAGAAAAUGCGGUCAUUGAUGAAAGCAAUGCUGGUCAAAAAUGGGUUCAAGGGCUUAUGGAAGGGGAAUAUUCUGAUCUCACUGUUGAAGAACGCCUUCAUGCCCUUGUUGCCUUGAUUGGUGUUGCAAAUGAGGGGAAUUCUGUUCGCCUUGUAUUAGAGGAGCGACUGGAAGCUGCAUCUGCAUUGAAGAAGCAGAUUUGGGCUGAGGCACAGCUUGAUAAACGUCGUUUCAAAGAGGAGUUCUUACUGAAGGUACAAUAUCCAUCCAUUAGAAACAAUGGUGAACAGUUUGGGUCAGUUACUUCCGUCGAGGCCAGGCAAAGUCCAUUGCUUGCUGUUGGUGGCCACAAUGGGGUUGCAGACAUACUUUCACUUCAGCAGGAAGCCAUGCAUAAACUGCCAGAUGAACCCAUUAAUCCUAGUAAUGCUGCUGUUGAAAAGACUUGUCCAAUGCAAGAAAUUUAUGGAGGUCAGGAUAAUUCGCAGCUCCAGCAUUUUGCAUGUGUUGCUGAAAAGUCGCGCUCCCAGCUUAAAGCUUAUAUUGGCUAUAGGGCGGAAGAGACAUUUGUUUAUCGGUCUCUGCCCCUUGGUCAAGAUCGGAGACGUAACCGGUAUUGGCAGUUUGUCACGUCACCCUCUCGUUAUGAUCCGGGCUCUGGCAGGAUUUUUGUUGAGUUAUGUGAUGGUAGAUGGAGGCUAAUUGAUUCCGAAAAGGAUUUCAAUGCUUUAAUGGCUUCUUUGGAUAUUCGUGGACUUAGAGAAUCUCAUUUGCAUUCAAUGCUUCAAAAUAUUGAAGCAACUUUCAAGGAAACUGCUAGGAAGCAUAAGUACACUGACGAAAAACUUGGAAACUCCGUUAAAGAGGAUACUUCUGAAAGAGUACCUAGCAAUGAUUGCUGUUCAAAUACUGAUAGCUUGAAAAGCACUACCUGUAUCUCAAACCGUGAAACACGAGAACCUUCAACUUCCUUUCUUAUUGGUUUUGGGAGGAACAAAAUGGAAAACACCAAUGCCUUGAGGAGAUACGCAGAUCUGGAGAAGUGGAUGUGGGAAGAAUGUGUUGAUUCCCAGUUUCUAUGUGCAAGGAAGUACGGAAGGAUGAGAAGUGAAAAUUUGAUCGGUAUUUGUAAUAAUUGCCAUGACACGUACUUCUGGGAAGAUAAACACUGUCCUUCUUGUCAUAGGACAUUCAGUCCGGUAAAGAGUUCAUAUUUUAUUGAGCAUGUAGCUCAAUGCAAAGAGAAAUUGGAGGAUCUAUUUUUGCCUCUGUGUAUUUUGGACUCAUUACCUGCGCUUCGAGUUAGAUUGCUAAGGGCGCAGUUAGCUUCAGUGGAGGCCUGUAUCCCUCCUGAAGCUCUUCAGCCUGUUUGGUCAGAAGUAUAUCGAAGAUCUUGGGGUUCAAAGCUGCAUAUUGCUUCAACAGCUGGUGACCUCCUUCAGAUUCUGACAUUAUUGGAAGGUGCUAUCAAGGGGGAAUAUUUAAUAUCAGAGUAUGAAACGACAAGUGAGUUGCUGGGUGCUGUUAGCAACUCCAAUCUUGACGGGAUGGCGGUGUUACCUUGGGUUCCUCACACAACAUCUGCUGUUGCACUAAGGCUUAUGGAACUUGAUUCCUCCCUUUGUUAUACACAGCAGCAGAAAGCUGAUUCCUUGAAAGAUGACAAACCCACAGAUUUCAUUAUUAAAACAAAUUAUGAUGAGCUGAAGAGAGUUGCGGGGAUUGUAUCUGUUGAAGGUCGUGAAUAUGAAAAGCUAGAACCAGAUUUUUUGGUUAAGGUAGGAGGCAGACAUGCUAAUUCAGCACAGGGGCGUAAUCGUGUAAGAGGUGGAACUCAUUGUCGCAUCCGUGGAGGCAAAUCUCAGAGAAAAGUCGAUGCAUCCAGAUCUGAAUCUGCCCAGAGAAGUUCAAUGAAGAACAAUGACAGAUUAGACCACCUUCUUGCCUGGAAAGGUCGAGACGGCGGCAAAGGAAGACGUAAGAAAGGUCGUCGCUCAGUUCGUAAUAGACAAAAACCAAUGAAGAAUGUGGAAGAGGUCACUGUAGAAGAAGUGCCCCUCUCCAAUCAGCAAGAUUGGAACGAAGUUGAAGAUGGAGAAACACCUCAAUUUGAGGCGCCUGAUAAUGACUCUGAUUCUGGAACAUCAGGAAAUGAAGAUUAUAAAGGUCAAGUAACCAUCGAUGACUAUGAAGACUUAAUGGUUGAUGACUACGGUUCUUUCACUGGUAGAACUGACCAUGCGUCAGCCAGUGUGAGUUACAGCAUUGGCCGACCUUAUACUGAAAUUGCUGAAGGUGGAGAUGGUGUUGGUGAUUACGAGGAUGACCGUGAUGAAGAGGAUGAUGAAAAUGUCCAAGGAUACUUUGAUGGUGAGUUCGAGGAAGAGGGGAAUAGAUUUGGGGAUGAAGAAUACGUUGAAACCCCAAAAAAAGAUUCAGAAUCAUCUUCCGAGUAUAGCGACUGAUAACAGUUCAUGAACAUUGCAUUAGUCGCUACUUGAGUUGAACCAACCCAAAGGGUAUUUCCUCCUCAUGAACGUGAAAGAGAGGAAGGUUGACGGAUAAAUUCUCUAUAGGUCUCCGAUCCGGGUUCUUGUUGAGAGCUACAGCAAUACAAUGUUGUUGUGAAAGCAUCAUUAGUUCAAUUCUAACUGUUAAUAGUUAGCAUCCAACUUGAAAAUAGUACAGCAUCCCUCCUUACACUAACAUAUGAAGUAUUACAUCGCGUGUAAUCUAAUGUGGCAAGAUAAGCCUUCUUUUUCCA
Molecule: messenger RNA, 6412 nt
Organism: Capsicum annuum
Lineage: Eukaryota; Viridiplantae; Streptophyta; Magnoliopsida; Solanales; Solanaceae
Product: homeobox-DDT domain protein RLT2
Exons: 18
Coding region: 789-6113 (1774 amino acids)
Biological process (GO): regulation of transcription by RNA polymerase II
Molecular function (GO): DNA binding
Source: RefSeq, a predicted model, not a curated record